Messenger RNA from Anopheles coustani, 1118 nucleotides. Its product is annotated as apolipoprotein D-like. Gene Ontology annotation, molecular function: pigment binding. The transcript is spliced from 4 exons. Lineage: Eukaryota; Metazoa; Arthropoda; Insecta; Diptera; Culicidae. Bases 236 to 940 code for a protein of 234 amino acids. The record is from RefSeq and is a predicted model, not a curated record.
GCUGCAACCCGCAGUGCAGUUUUGGCGUUCAUCUGAACCAGCGGUUGAAGAUCGCGAGAGCACCAUCUCUUUGAGAAGAUCGUACGGGUUGGAAGUGCACAGUUUUUGAGUCAUUUCAGCGCCGCAUACAAAAGAUUUUAUCACAAAAGGGGCGUCCGAAACUUUUUACGUCGAAACAUUUUUAACCCAUCGGUAUCCCAAAAGCGAGAGCUCGAGUGGAACGAGUUUACCGAAAAUGGUUUCGUUUCCGAAAUGGUCGCUUCUGGCGCUGUGCUUGUGGUGUGCCGUUGGUUCGAGCUAUAGCGUGAUCUUUACGACAACGUGCCUUAAAAUGGAGGAAAAUUACAAUUUCGAUGAAACAAAGUAUCUUGGAACGUGGUACGAGGUGCGCCGGCUGUACGAUCCAUCCGAUCCCGAGCAGGAGGAUUGCGUGGUGAUGAACUACAAGGCUGGAGAGAAGGGACAUUAUGAUAUAUUGCAGUCAUACCAAAUCACCGAAGAAGGCUCACCGAUCUAUGUCAGUGGCGUAGCGGAACCGGAAGUGUUUGAAAACUCGAAGGUGCCAAAGUUCCUCGAACGGUACAACACGACCAAAAACAGUGAACCUGAUGGUCAUGUAGAAAUUGUUGCCAUAAAUUACGACAGCUACGCUAUCGUUUAUUCCUGCAUAUCGAUUAAUGCCUCACACUACACAGAAUCGGCAAGAGUGCUCUCUCGACAAACGCAGCUCAACAACCGUGACACCGAUGUUGUCACACUAUUCCUUGAAAGUCACUUUAAGCGAUCUGAGCACAAAUGGCGCGCCACGAAGCAGACGGCGGACUUUUGCAAACCUUCGCUGGUAGAGGUUGCUGAUGAGAAGAGUCGUUCUCAAAGUGCGCGGCUUCCAACGGAGAUUCAUUUGAUUGCAAUGCUUCUGAUCGCCAAAAUGUUAUACUAAGACGGUAUGUUCGGCUGCAGUACGCCAAUCCGUGGCUGGUUUGAAAAUAUAUUAUCUUAGUCGUAAGAAGCAUCUCGUGCGAUCGUGCGGAUCCAUUCGGGGCUACGUAUUUUAUAGCGUUGAGGAAAAUUGUAACAUAAUUAAACUGCAUGUUAAAAUGGAGCAAUAUCCAAUCAUU